GCAGGAUCGCCAAAACGUCCAAAAGCCCGCGAGUCAAUUUUUUCUACUGUUCUUCGCUGAUCGCUACCGCGCACACAUCCAAAACUCUUCAUCUCUCUCUGUCUCUCUUCUUUCUCUACCGCUUAAUCAACGGCGGCGAUCAAUUUUCCGAUCAGCUACUCCGUCCUCUGUUUCGCGCUGGCAUCUGCAAACAAUACGACGUCGUCUCCUCCAUAAUUCCGCAUCAAUGCGUUUCCACUCUUUCACUUGAUCGCACUGGUUUUGAAGUUUGCCGCGUGGAGCAACUGCAGCCAAUUGUUCCAGCACUUUCUCUCACGUAGCACAGAUAGAAUUUAUCAGUAUGGAGUUCAUCCGUAAUUUAGUCGGUUGAGGAUCAUCGUCACAACCACCGCAUGACGUUGCUGUUUGUCGACAUAUCUAAACACAAAUCCAUUUUCAUACGCUCGUUCAGCUCCUCAUGUUCUCAAAAGCCUUCACGUUUAGUAAAGACAUUCGGAACUUGGCGUCUGAAAUGUUCCCGGGCCAAGUCGAAGCCGCUUUGAAGGAGGCUCCCGGUGCCAAAACCGCGCCGGAUAAGGUUAUCGUCGCCAUCAAGGCUGAGAGAGUGAUUUCCAAAACUGCACUGGCUUGGGCUCUUACCCAUGUGGUCCGUCCCGGUGACUGUAUAACCCUGCUCGCUGUCUUCUCCGUCGAGAAAACUGGCAGAAGGUUCUGGAAUUUUCACAGAUGGAGUGGGGAUUGUGCGAAUGCUGUUCAGGAGAAUCUGCCGGAUCGGGUACAUGAGAUCUCCGAGUCAUGUUCACAGAUGGUGCUUCAUUUCCACAAUCAAGUUGAGGUUAAAGUGAGAGUUAAGGUGGUCACAGGAACACAGGGAGGAGCUGUCGCUGCUGAAGCAAAGUUAAAAGGAGUUAAUUGGGUCGUACUAGACAGGAAAUUGAAGAAUGAGGUAAAAAGUUGCCUGGAAGAACUGAGCUGCAAUAUUGUUACAAUGAAAGGGUCUCAACCGAAAGUUCUCAGGCUUAAUUUGGAGUGUUGGAGUGAACCUCAAACUCCUUUCUUUUCAGCUAAUUCGUCUCCUGUUCGAAAAGGUCAACAAAAUAGGAUGAAGCAGACAGCUUCACUAGCAAGCAGACCGGAAGAAGAACCUAGUGCCUCAUUCAGAAAAUCCUCUAAAGAAGGGUCAAAAUUGGGUACUGAUGCAGUGUCUUCUAUUUUCCUUGUGUAUGAGCAAAACCCUCUAUAUGAAGGGAACUUAAAAGGCAAUCACUUGCCAAUUAAUGAGACUAACGAUUUAAGCAUUUCAGUAUCGUCAUCCAACUCAGUGGAAGAAAAAGUUCUGUCUCUACCUCCAACAUCUGUGGCUUCAAAUCAAAAAUGUGUUUAUUGGAUUUCUCAGAACCAUAACCUUUCUGAGGGAAAAACUCUAUCCAAGUCCAAAAGAAGAUUCCUUAAAUUUGCUUCAACUCCCAAGGUGCCAUUCAGUAAUCCUUCAAGUCUUGAGAAGAGUGCGACUUUUGAAGAUAUGAGGCUCAACCAGUCUGAGAGAAAGGAUUACAUUGUGGACUCAAAUAUCAGGGAUGCUGUCUCUUUGGGCAGAGCAUCCUCUGCACCCCCUCCUCUGUGCUCAUUAUGUCAACACAAAGCGCCGGCUUUUGGAAAACCUCCCAGACAGUUCACUCUCAAAGAGCUUGAGGAAGCUACUGACAGAUUUUCGGAUUUGAACUUCUUGGCAGAAGGCGGUUUUGGAAUUGUUCAUAGAGGAAUCUUGAGAGAUGGUCAAGUUGUAGCUGUGAAGCAGUUGAAAUGUGGAGGCUUACAAGCAGAUGCCGAUUUUUGUCGAGAAGUUCGGGUGUUGAGUUGUGCACAACACAGAAAUGUAGUGUUGCUGAUUGGGUUCUGUAUUGAGGACACCAUGAGGUUAUUGGUUUAUGAGUACAUAUGCAAUGGUUCAUUGGAUUUCCAUUUACAUGGGAGUAGAAGCCAGUUAGAUUGGCAUUCAAGGCAAAAGAUAGCAAUAGGAGCAGCACGGGGUUUACGUUAUCUUCACGAAGAUUGCAGAGUUGGGUGUAUAGUGCAUAGAGAUAUGCGACCUCACAAUAUCCUCCUAACUCAUGAUUUUGAACCCAUGGUUGCUGAUUUCGGGCUGGCAAGGUGGCAUUCUAAAUGGUCUACCAGUGUUGAGGAGCAAGUUAUUGGAACUUCAGGGUAUCUAGCACCAGAGUACAUCAAUGGCGGUAUGGUAUCACAAAAAGUGGAUGUAUAUGCAUUUGGCAUGGUUUUAUUAGAGUUGAUUAGUGGUAAAAGAAGCUGUGAGCUGCACCGUCUAGAGGGAAAACAAUUUAUAUCAGAAUGGUUCCACCCCAUCUCUGCGUUGCAAAUUCAACAUUUACUAGCUAGUAGUAACCAUUUGGUAGAUCCAUGCUUAGCAUCCGAGCAAUCCCCCGACUUCUGUUAUCAACUGCAUUCUAUGGUCCGUGCGGCUUCCUUGUGUCUAUGUCCAGAUCCUGAAUCAAGACCCUCAAUGUCAAAGAUUCUUCGAGUGCUAGAAGGAGGAGAUCCAGUUGUUCCUCUUGGUUUAGACUUCGAUCCAGUCGGCUGCAGAAGUGCACACUUGGAUGGUUUAACGUCUCACAAACCAAUCGAAGCAAGAAGAAGCCAUACUCGUACACUCUCACAAUGAAACAACAGUUCAGUUUUGAGUAGGAAAGGUCUGAACGAACCGCUUUCACAUUUGCUGUCCAUUUUUUUUCUCCAAAUGAUCAUAGUCAUCACCUAAAUUAGGUGUGUUACUUGUAAAAUAUGGUAAAUAUUUAAUCUCUACUUGUAAAUUAGGUCUGAACGAUGCGUGUAGGCUUAGAUCAGCCAAGGGAUUGGAUCUCAAGAUCCCACUAACGAAUCUUAUGAGAGUGU
Messenger RNA from Cucurbita moschata (crookneck pumpkin), 2910 nucleotides. RefSeq names its product inactive protein kinase SELMODRAFT_444075-like. The record is from RefSeq and is a predicted model, not a curated record. The transcript is spliced from 10 exons. Gene Ontology annotation, biological process: protein phosphorylation. NCBI's taxonomy places the organism in Eukaryota, Viridiplantae, Streptophyta, Magnoliopsida, Cucurbitales, Cucurbitaceae. Bases 458 to 2680 code for a protein of 740 amino acids. Gene Ontology annotation, molecular function: ATP binding; protein kinase activity.